UGGCCCUAAGGGAAGUAGCUAAACCUCAGGGGGCAGGGCCGACGGAUCUUGUCUGAGCUUCCCAUGAGGCCAAGGGGCUCCAACAGGACUUCCAGCGAUGGGUGGGGCCUACCCGGAUGGGCGUGGCCAAUGCUGGAGACCUGGACUGAGGCUGGGGGCGGGCCAGGCCCAAGAUGGUGGAGGCUGACGUGGUCCUUGAGCCUCCCCGGAGCUGCGAGGAUUACUGGGCUGAAUGGAAGCACUGCCGGACGGUGCGGAACCUCCUUCAUCAUUACUACACCUACGGGGAGACCCCAUCCUGCGACCAAUGGAAAAGGGAUUAUCGCAGCUGCCAACAGUGGGAGGAGAGUGGGAGUCCAGAAGCCAAGCAAUUCCUUUGCAAGAGUGAGCGAGCCCGCAUCCUGGCCAAGCAGAAGCACACCCCAGUGUGGACCAUGAGGCAGAGCCCCCCUAGGGACUGGCACCUGCCCCUGUCCAGGGAGGAGGAAUCCAAGUGAGGGGCCAUGGGAUGGAGGAGGCGGGCUGACAUCGUUUGGAACCAACACCAUGGGCCGGGCCCAUGCCAGCCCACAGCUUCUCCAGCUCCCCUUUCUGUCUGCUCCCCCUGUGCCCAGGUGGCCAGACUCAAGUGUGGCAUUGUGUGUGUGGUCAGAAGAGAGCAAAAUGUACUGUUCCCCCCCUCCUCAGGCCUAGGGAAAGGGGCAUCCAGAAUACCCAGGAUCUUGUGCUCUGGGGACAUCUGCAUGCUCCCCAUCUCUCGUGUUUGGGACCUCGAGGGGCCAUGUGAAGGUGCCCAGCCUGUCUCCAGCCUGGCGUCAUGCUGGCUCAGGCUGGGGGCCACUACCCAGCCCCGUCUGCCUCCCUCGGGUGCUCAGCACCUGCCUUUGCUCUUUGGGAUGCUUUUGGCUGCCCAGAUGUCGGCCACAUAGCCAAGCCCCGCUCCCCUGGCCCUCACCACAUGGGCGGGGGCACCAGCAGAUGAACCUGGCCCCCAUGAAAUCCCCAGCAUCAUCAGUACAGGCAAGACUAGACCACCACGCUUGGCUGACACCUCCACCCGCCAAGAGCUGGGCACUUCAUGCUCCAGAGGACCUCACCGGGCUUUUCACAACAGAUUCUGAACAGAAUUUGAAAACAAACCCAUCCGUGCCCCUUGUCCCAUUCCUGACUGACUGAUUCCUGGGUUGGGCCUUUGCUUACUUCUGAAGAUGUGCUUGUAUGAUGGAAAAUAAAUGGCCAGGCCUGCCCCAGUGGGCAGCUUGUUUUAAGAAA
Dromiciops gliroides (monito del monte) is the source of this 1272-nucleotide messenger RNA. It is a transcript of the gene C1H22orf39, whose product is annotated as chromosome 1 C22orf39 homolog. The record is from RefSeq and is a predicted model, not a curated record. The transcript is spliced from 3 exons. The coding region runs from base 174 to 497 and encodes 107 amino acids. NCBI's taxonomy places the organism in Eukaryota, Metazoa, Chordata, Mammalia, Microbiotheria, Microbiotheriidae.